UUUGCGGUGAAAUCUAGAAAGGGAGCAGGAGCAGUGGUUUGCCUGAUGAGCAUCACUUGGAUUUACCAGAGAUCACCAAAUGUGAUUCUGCAGACCGAUAAUUCACCAGGAGAUUCCUGGGCCAUGGAUGGUUCUCGUGACUUUUUAAUAAUUAAACUGUUCCAACCCAGCUGCCCAGUGUUUUUGCUUAUGGACCAUUGGAGGAAAGAAAUGGCUCCCACCACUGCUCCGCAAAAUCUUUCCGUAUAUGGAUUUAAGAAGGAUAUCGAAAUAGAGGAAGGAACAUUUUUGGGGUCUUUCCUUUACAACAUCAAUGAUCAGCCUAGACAGAUGUUCAAACUGGAGGGAUCAUGUAUGGAAGGAUGGCAAUAUCUAAAACUUGUCAUUUCAAGUAACUGAAAUAACCAAAAGUACGCAUGUAUAUAUAAAAUCCAAACCUACAGAUUGAAAAUAUGAAAAAAGAACAAAAAACGCUUAGACCCUUUUUCAAUAUGGAAAAAAGAAUCUUUACUAUUUGCUAUACUAUUUGUUACUAUUUGUUACUUCCAGAGUCCAUGGCAUGGCUCAUUUUUGUUUUCCCUGCAACUGUAUAUUAUUAUUUCCUUUUUCUUUUUUUUACCUUUCCCCAUUUUUCCUUGUUCACUUACCCUCCCCACAGCCCCCCGUCCUUUCCUCUUCCACAUAGUCUGUAUACAAUGUUUUAUUGUAUUCAAAAAUUUUUUUGUUGUUGUUAUAAGAAUUGUAUCAAAGUUGCUUACAAACCUUACAAUAAAAAUGAUAUUAUUAAAAAAAAUCUUUAAUA
Molecule: messenger RNA, 802 nt
Organism: Anolis carolinensis (green anole)
Lineage: Eukaryota; Metazoa; Chordata; Lepidosauria; Squamata; Anolidae
Product: SUN domain-containing protein 3-like
Exons: 4
Coding region: 46-399 (117 amino acids)
Cellular component (GO): meiotic nuclear membrane microtubule tethering complex; nuclear envelope
Molecular function (GO): protein-membrane adaptor activity
Source: RefSeq, a predicted model, not a curated record